Linum trigynum is the source of this 1311-nucleotide messenger RNA. The record is from the annotation of a GenBank genome assembly. NCBI's taxonomy places the organism in Eukaryota, Viridiplantae, Streptophyta, Magnoliopsida, Malpighiales, Linaceae.
GCUAAUUAAGCAGUUCCUCUCUUUCCCAGAACAGUCACCAUCCUCUAGAAACUCCUCCUCCUUUCCUCCGCGUUUCCUCUUCAUUCCCCCACUACCAAUUCGUCCCCCCAUUUGCGUUUUCCACCCCACCUUCCUUCUUUCCCGAGAAACAAACAUCCCCAAUCGCCAUGAAUCCUCAGCAGCAGCCACCUGCGCCGCAGAGCCCUCUGGAUCCCGACAACCCGCAGCUCCCCACCAUCAAGAUCCACCACCCUUCCUCCCCUCGCCACCCCCACCACCACCAUCACCACCACCACUCCGUCGCUCCAACUCCCACCGCCGGCGCCCGCCGCAAGAUCGGCGUCGCUGUCGACCUCUCCGACGAGAGCGCAUACGCCGUCAAGUGGGCCGUCGACCACUACCUCCGCCCCGGCGAUGCCGUUAUUCUCCUCCACGUCAGCCCCACCUCCGUCCUCUUCGGCGCUGAUUGGGGCCCACUCCCCUUGUCCACUCCCACCCACACCCUGAUCCACCCUUUCCGCCCCGGCGGCGGCGACCUCAACGCCGACAGCACCAAUCCCCCGCCGCCGCCCCCGCCCAGCGAUCACGGCAGCGAUUCCGAUAGCUCCUCGCGGGGACAGCCGCUGCAGCCGCGCCAGGGUGAGGAAGACUACGAUGUCUUCACUGCUGCCAAGGCUUCUGAUCUCUCGAAGCCCCUGAAAGACGCGCAAAUCCCCUUCAAGAUCCACAUAGUGAAGGACCAUGACAUGAAGGAGCGGCUGUGCUUGGAGGUGGAGAGGUUGGGACUGAGUUGUGUGAUCAUGGGCAGCAGAGGGUUCGGAGCUGCCAAGCGAGGCAGGGAUGGCAGGCUUGGCAGUGUCAGCGAUUACUGUGUGCAUCACUGCGUUUGCCCCGUUGUGGUGGUCAGGUACCCUGAGGACAAGGAUGAAGCUGAUGGUGAUGCUGUCGGCGAGCCCGUCGUCAAUGUGCAUAUGCACGAGGACGAAGAGGAAGUGCCACAUCGCAAAGAGGCAUAGAGCUGGACUGCCGAGCUAUUGAAGCUGUUUGGGGUGCCCCGACGGAGAGUUCAAUAGAUGCUCCAAGUGCGAAAAUGCUGGAGAGAAUGAGCUAAAUAGUAGAUGUAGUAGAAGAAUGCUUGAGUUUUGUCUCCUUUCCUCUACUCUCUUGUAAGAAAGUGUUUGGAAAAGGGUUUUGCUGCCACUCUUAAGUGAGAUGUUUGUGUGGCAGAUGAAUGGUUGGUUGUGUGUUUCUGAAGACACUUUUACGUUUUGUUGUGGUAGGUUGGACUAUGAACAAAGUCUUAAAACUGGA